CGCCGCCGCGCCUGCCGGGGGGCCUCGGGCGCCCCCGCCGCCCGCCUCACGCUGAAGUUCCUGGCCGUGCUGCUGGCCGCGGGCAUGCUGGCGUUCCUCGGUGCCGUCAUCUGCAUCAUCGCCAGCGUGCCCCUGGCGGCCAGCCCGGCGCGGGCGCUGCCCGGCGGCGCCGACAACGCCUCGGCCUCCUCGGCCGCCGCCGCCGCCGCGUCCCCGGGCCCGCAGCGCGGUCUGAGCGCGCUGCACGGCGCGGGCGGCUCGGCCCGGCCCCCGGCGCUGCCCGGGGCGCCGGCGGCCAGCGCGCACCCGCUGCCACCCGCGCCCCUCUUCAGCCGCUUCCUCUGCACGCCGCUGGCGGCCGCCUGCCCGUCGGGGGCCGAGCAGGGCGACGCGGCGGCCGGCGAGCGGGAGGAGCUGCUGCUGCUGCAGAGCACCGCCGAGCAGCUGCGCCAGACGGCGCUGCAGCAGGAGGCGCGCAUCCGCGCGGACCAGGACACCAUCCGCGAGCUCACCGGCAAGCUGGGCCGCUGCGAGAGCGGCCUGCCGCGCGGCCUCCAGGACCCGGGGCCCCGCCGCGACGCCAUGGCCGACGGGCCCUGGGACUCGCCGGCUCUCAUCCUCCAGCUGGAGGACGCCGUGCGCGCCCUCCGGGACCGCCUGGACCGCAUCGAGCAGCAGGAGCUCCCAGCCCGUGUGAACUUCUCAACCGCCGCAGCCCCUGCACCUGCGGUGCCCACCGCCCUGCACUCCAAGAUGGACGAACUGGAAGGGCAGCUGCUGGCCAAGGUGCUGGCCCUGGAGAAGGAGCGCGUGGCUCUUAGUCACAGCAGCCAACGGCAGCGGCAGGAAGUGGAGAAGGAGCUGGAUGCCCUGCAGGACCGCGUGGCCGGACUGGAACAUGGGUCCUCGGCCUACAGUCCCCCAGAUGCCUUCAAGAUCAGCAUCCCCAUCCGCAACAACUACAUGUACGCCCGUGUGCGGAAGGCGCUACCCGAGCUCUAUGCCUUUACCGUCUGCAUGUGGCUGCGCUCCAGGUCAGAUGGCAGUGGCCAGGGCACACCCUUCUCCUACUCCGUGCCCGGGCAGGCCAAUGAGAUUGUACUGCUGGAGGCGGGCCAGGACCCCAUGGAACUGCUGAUCAAUGACAAGGUGGCCCAGCUGCCUCUGAGCCUGAAGGACAAUGGCUGGCAUCACAUCUGUGUCGCCUGGACCACGAGGGAUGGCCUGUGGUCCGCCUACCAGGACGGGGAGCUGCAGGGCUCUGGUGAGAACUUGGCCGCCUGGCACCCCAUCAAGCCUCAUGGGAUCCUCAUCCUGGGCCAGGAGCAGGAUACCUUGGGCGGCCGGUUUGAUGCCACCCAGGCCUUCGUGGGUGACAUCGCCCAGUUUAACCUGUGGGACCACGCCCUGACACCUGCCCAAGUCCUGGGCAUUGCCAACUGUACCGGGCCACUGCUGGGCAACGUCCUCCCCUGGGAAGACAAGCUGGUGGAGGCCUUCGGGGGUGCAAAAAAGGCCACCUUUGAUGUCUGCAAGGGGAGGGCCAAAGCAUGAGGGGCUGCCUCAUCCAGGGUCCCUCCCUUGCCUGCCAGGGGACCUUAUGGUGGGGGCACACAUUCCCUCCUCAGCCUACCCACACACUGACCUCCCUUCCUGCCCCGCUCCUGACCAUGCCACCUGUUUCCCCCCCUAUACCCACACCUCCAGAAUGCCCUGCCCUGCAGCGCCUGUCCCUUAACCCCACUUGGAUGGGGACAAGCAGCUCAAGCCAACAGGCCAAGCCUGGGGUGAGUCCAGGGCCUGGUAGGGGGUAGUAGCAGAGCCCCCCCAGCACUGCCUACCCUCUCAGCAUUACACUGGAGCUCUCUCCUACCCCCACCCACGCCGGCCCAUCAGCCACGUCUGAUUCCACUGAUCUCAACAGCAUGUCCCACAGGGUCGUGUAUGAGGGAAGGACCCACUAUCUCAGCGGCAGGCUUGGCUGUCUGCCCUCCUGUCCCCCAUGCAACAGGCCUGGCCCCUUCCCCUUCAGGGACACAACAGACUCUAGAGCCAUCCCCCGAGCUGAGAAGGGGAUGAUAGAGACAGGAAACUCAGACUCAUCCCUCCUCCAUCUUUCCACCCGUUGCCAGUGAAGGGCCACGGGAUCUUGACGGAGCCUCCUGCACCUUCUCUCUUCCUCUUCCCUCGUUUCUAUGUGUGCAAUGGUUUGAAUGUUGGUUCUAUGCCUGGCCCACCCCCACCUCGAUUUCCAGGACAUCCCCUUCCAGCUCCAGCCUGAGGGACAAGACCCUGGGAGGCCCAAAGGCCAUAGUCACCCCUUGUGCCCACCCACACGUGUGCUAACUGGCAGGUCACCUCUCCAUGCUGAGGAUGGCCUGGGCCACUUCAGCCUGGGCUAGGAGCAGUUUGUGUCAGAGACAUGUGCCCAGGGGACCCAGGUUACAGCAGAGCCACAUUACCUACUCCCUCUGCAUGGCCCUGCAGCCUCUGUGGAAAGAGGGGAGAAACCAAGUAGGCAAAGAGGGCAGAAGCACGGAGUGGUGUGCAGAGCACUGGAUGAGAAGAAGCCCAUGGUUGCUGGUUAGCCUGACUGCUAACCUGCUGUGUGGCCUUCUGUGAGUCCCUGCCCUCUCUGGCUCGGCCUUCCUCAUUUGUAACCCUUGCUUUGGUCAUUCCGGAGAGCUCUCCAGAUUAGAUGUGAGAUGGUCUGUGGUUCCAAGCGGAUCAGAUGCGGCAAGUCUGAAGGUGCCCAGGAACCAGAGGCAGAUCCUGAGAGUAAGUAGAAGAUGGGAUCUGGCCAAGCAUGGGUCAGGGUCAGCAGCGGCCUCCAGAAAGUCAGGGGCAAGGGCAAGGGACAAGGCAGACCAACCUCAUGCACAGAUUGUAAAAACUAGCUUUUCUGGAUCCCCACCACCACCACCACCACAGCCUGGCACCCUUGCCCGUCUGAAAGGGCUGGUGGUUUCCAGCUCCCCACCCUGAGUCCUCACCAGCUCCCCCAAGAGAGUGGAAGAAUGUAAAAGCUGAGAAAAACCACCCAGUCUGACUUCUUGCUUGUAUAGAUGGGGAAGAGCUCCGAGAGGUCAAGUGACUUACACAGGAUUACACAGCACAAUGUGGCAGAACCAGGACUAGAUCCCAGGGCUUCUGACACC
Molecule: messenger RNA, 3158 nt
Organism: Lontra canadensis (Northern American river otter)
Lineage: Eukaryota; Metazoa; Chordata; Mammalia; Carnivora; Mustelidae
Gene: NPTXR
Product: neuronal pentraxin receptor
Exons: 5
Coding region: 85-1554 (489 amino acids)
Source: RefSeq, a predicted model, not a curated record